AUGCCCUCUUCCGAAGGGCCAGCCUCUGCCCUACAACGAGGCCCUGUGCCCAAAUUCGCCAUCAAGCAUCCCCUGGAGCAACUCAGUGUUGAUGAGGUCAACAUAGCACGCCGGGCGGUCAUCGACGCUCGCAAAGCUUUCGGUAUCCUCUUCCGAAACAUCUACGCUGUCGAGCCAGCCAAAGCCGAUCUAGUCAAGUUUCUUAACGCGGAACACAGCGGUACCCUCUCACCAGACACUCCUCGACCUCCACGUCAGGCUCGUGUCCAGUACGACACAAUAUCUGAUGACCGGAGCCACGAAUUACUCGAGUCCAUUGUUGACAUUGCGUCAGGCAAGGAAGUCGGGCUUCGGAAAGCUCCCAAGACUGCCCAAUCAGCCCUCAUUAAGGAUGAAUUUAUGGAGUUUAACUCUGUGUGCCUCGAAUCCGAGAUAUUCAAGCAAGCUAUCAAGGAAUUCGAUUUGGACGACAAGUACGAGAUUGCUAUUGACCCUUGGCCAUGUGGUGGUCCCAACCCAGACGAUGUCGAGCCGCGCUACACCCAGGGCUUGAUUUUCGCGAAAUUGAAACACGAGAAUCCUGAUACCAAUCACUAUGCCUUUCCUCUACCAAUUAUUCCGGUGAUGGAUACAUGCAAGAAGGAAAUCAUCCGCAUCGAUCGCCUGGCCACUGGUGGUACCGAAGACGGCCUCGUAUACGGCACAGGUCCCAAAGGCAUUCUCGGCCAUUGCGUCCCUGCCGAAUACGUGCCUGAGCUGCUCGAUACUCCCAUGCGAACAGAUGUCAAGCCGUUGAAUGUCUUCCAGCCGAACGGCCCCUCGUUUACCGUCUCCGACGAUUCACUUAUCGAAUGGCAGAAAUGGAGGUUCAGAGUAGGUUUCACACCCCGUGAAUGCGCUGUCCUUCACGAUGUUCAGUACGAUGGACGCAGUGUGUUGUACCGACUCAGUUUGUCCGAGAUGACUGUCCCCUAUGGUGAUCCACGCCCACCCUUCCACCGGAAGCAAGCUUUCGACUUUGGCGAUGUCGGCGCUGGCCGUGCGGCGAAUAACCUCGAGCUUGGUUGUGAUUGCCUUGGUGUCAUCAAGUACCUCGAUGCUGUGCUUGUGGAUUCCGAGGGCAAGCCUUCUGUCUCCAAGAAUGUAGUCUGCAUUCAUGAGCAGGAUAACGGUAUUGGUUGGAAGCACACCAAUUUCCGGACAAACAGAGCCGUGGUUACGCGAUCAAGGGAGUUGGUGGUGCAGUUCAUUAUCACUUUGGCCAACUAUGAAUAUAUCUUCGCUUACAAGUUGGACCAGGCGGGCGGAAUCACGGUUGAGACCCGGGCAACCGGCAUGGUCUCAGUUGUCAAUAUCGAUCCGGGCAAAACCAGCCCGUGGGGCAAUGUCGUAUCGCCAGGAGUUUUGGCUCAAAAUCAUCAACACAUUUUCGCAGUGCGGAUCGAUCCCGCCAUUGAUGGGUAUGAAAACACUGUUAUCACGGAGGAAUCACUCCCAAUUCCAAUGAAUCCUAAAACCAACCCCUGGGGAAAUGGGUAUGAGGUGGUCCGUAAACCAGUAACCAAGUCAACGUCAAUCCAUGCAUCUCCAUUUACGAAUUUGACCGUCAAGAUCGCAAACACCAAUAAGUUAAACCCUAUCUCACGGCGACCUGUCGCUUACAAAUUCACUCCUGCCCCGUCUCAGAUGAUCCUGGCUGAUCCUCAAUCUAUUGUUGCGAAACGAGCAGCAUUUGCGCAGCACCAUGUUUGGGUGACGAAGUAUAGAGAUGAAGAACUUUUUGCUGCAGGAGAGUUCACCAAUCAAUCGAAACAAGAAAUUGGUGGGGUGGCAGACGCUGUUGCUCGCAACGAGGAUGUGGAGAACAACGAUGUUGUCGUGUGGAAUGUUUUUGGUUUGACACAUAAUCCUCGCGUUGAAGACUGGCCAGUCAUGCCUGUUGAAAUCCACCAGCUUCAUCUCCGACCUGCGGAUUUCUUUGACAAGAAUCCUGCUUUGGACGUACCAGGGCAAAAGAACCAUAGUAGCAUCGAGAUUGGCCGAAAUGAGAGUGCAGAGUGCUGUCAUGCUAGUGGCACGAACGGGACUAUCACUGCGAAUGGAUCGAUUCAGGCUAGUCCAAUCUCACAUCUACAGGGGACGGAGACGGUGCCGGUCGAACAAUUGAACGGACAUUAG
This is a messenger RNA of Exophiala aquamarina CBS 119918, 2178 nucleotides long. Its product is annotated as primary-amine oxidase. The coding region runs from base 1 to 2178 and encodes 725 amino acids. Gene Ontology annotation, biological process: amine metabolic process. Gene Ontology annotation, molecular function: copper ion binding; primary methylamine oxidase activity; quinone binding. The record is from RefSeq and is a predicted model, not a curated record. NCBI's taxonomy places the organism in Eukaryota, Fungi, Ascomycota, Eurotiomycetes, Chaetothyriales, Herpotrichiellaceae. The transcript has 3 exons.